Vicia villosa (hairy vetch) is the source of this 1095-nucleotide messenger RNA. RefSeq lists its product as uncharacterized. The transcript has 2 exons. The record is from RefSeq and is a predicted model, not a curated record. The coding region runs from base 1 to 1095 and encodes 364 amino acids. Gene Ontology annotation, molecular function: catalytic activity. Lineage: Eukaryota; Viridiplantae; Streptophyta; Magnoliopsida; Fabales; Fabaceae.
AUGGAGGUUUUGUCGGCAGGGGCGGUUUUGUGUGAGGGAUGUUUAUCUGAUUCUAAUAUUGUCCAUUGCAACUUAAGAUUUAAUCAACUUGAAUCAAAAGUAGGAGAGAAAUUGUGGGCUGCCAUGGCUAAGUAUGGUGUUGUGAAUCAAGGAGGUGUAAGGGAUUAUAAAGAGAAAAUUGAUGAGAUGGAGAAAAGAGAUAGAGAGAAUAAGGGUGGAGGGAAUUUUCUAAAGAGGAAGAAGGUAAAUUCUAUUAUUUCUCAAGGGAAAGCUGAUAUUUUCUUUAUUCAAGAAUCUAAGUUGGAAGUUGUUGAUUGUGCUACUGUCAGUUGCUUUUGGAGGAAGGUGGAUGUCGGGUGGUCUUUUUCUAAAUCUUCAGGAGCUUCAGGAGGAUUAAUUAUGUUAUGGAAGGAGGGUAGCUUUGAUGUUAUUCAUAGUUUUGCAGGGGCUGGUUACCUCAGUAUUAAAUUAAGGUGGAAGGGUAAGAACUAUUACAUUGUGAACGUCUAUUCUCCGUGUGAGCUGAAUCUGAAACGUAAAUUGUGGAGGGAACUUCUGAGUCUGAAGGCUAAAUUCUCAUAUGGCGAGUGGAUUAUGGGAGGAGAUUUCAACUCAAAUAAAAAUGAAAGGGAGAGGAAAGGGUGUGUAGUGUCUCGGAGAUCAGAGAUGAGGUAUUUUUCUUCUCUUAUUGAGGAAAGUAAUUUGGUGGAUUUACAAUGUAAAGGUAAGCGGUAUAGUUGGUAUGGCGGAGCCGGUAGGGCCAUGAGUAGAAUAGACAUAUUUCUGGUGGAUGAAGCUAUUAUUAGUAGAUGGGGGAUAGUCAGACAGCUUAUUGGGGAAAGGGACAUUUCUGAUCAUUGCCCGGCGUGGAUUAUCAUUAACAAGGAAGAUUGGGGGCCGAAACCGUUUAUGGUGAAUAAUAGUUGGUUUGAGAAUAAGGAUUUUAUCCCUUAUGUGGAGCAGGUAUGGAGGAACAUUAAGGUUGAGGGCAGAAGAGAUUUUGUUUUAAAGGAGAAAUUUAGGAUUCUUAAAGGUUCUCUUCGGAGUUGGAUCACUGAAGUGUUCGGGAAAUUUGACUUAGAGAUUGAGGCAUAA